Molecule: messenger RNA, 747 nt
Organism: Leptosia nina
Lineage: Eukaryota; Metazoa; Arthropoda; Insecta; Lepidoptera; Pieridae
Source: the annotation of a GenBank genome assembly
AUGAUUCAUUUAAGUAAUAUUAUGGACGCACCUCACCAAAUUGCAGCUGCAAAAUUCAAUGAGAAAUUAGAAAGUAUUGAUAUUAUAUACCAGAACUAUGUAAAGACCGCAGCAAAAUAUCAUUUUCAAUUAAAAGCAAUCAUUCAUGACAUAUCAAAAUGUACCAGUUCAAUGGAAAGUUUAAAUGAAUUAAAUGAAAAAGGAAGAGCAGUAAUAACAGACUUAAGAAAUCUUUUAGAGAAGUUAGAUCUAUAUGUUAAGGAAACAGCCGAUCCUAAAUUUAUUACUGAAUUAGAAUCCCAAAGGCACCUGCAGGCAAGCCUGGUUAAAGAAUUUAAGGAAGCAAAUAUUAAUAGUAUGUUGGAAAUAGAGAAAGCUCAAAGACAAGAACUAUUAAAGGAUGCUGCAGGAGAACAAUCUGUUUUACGACUCAGGCAUAAAAAAGUUGAAAAAGAUGGUUUACUUAAAGUGUCUACAGGUGUGACAGAGCAGCUGUUAACAAUAAGCAGACAACUAGCUGCUACAACACAAAGGAGUCAGGAUACGCUUGAUAAUCUAGUUUCAUCCAGUACUGCAGUGCAUGGGACACAAUCGGAACUACAGAACACCAACAGCACCAUACAGCAGUCUGGAAAAUUAUUGAAAAAAUAUGGCCGUCGUGAGUUCACAGAUAAAGUAAUAAUGUUCUUCGCUUUUCUAUUUUUCUUAGCUGUGUGUCUUUAUAUUGUUCAAAAGCGUUUAUUCUAA